Nothobranchius furzeri (turquoise killifish) is the source of this 519-nucleotide messenger RNA. The record is from RefSeq and is a predicted model, not a curated record. NCBI's taxonomy places the organism in Eukaryota, Metazoa, Chordata, Actinopteri, Cyprinodontiformes, Nothobranchiidae.
UGUGCUUUCACAAGAACACCAGAAGAGCCUCAAUCGCAGAAGCAGCAGGAGCUCAGAGAGCAGCAGGGAAAUGGGGAAACUCUACCAGGUGAUGGUUCACGGACUCAGAGGGGAGAAGACGUUGAUUGAUCUCUGCAACACAGAAGAGCAGAUGCAGAAAAUGACGGUCCGACAGCUGAAGGAAAAAAUAGCUGAAAAACUUCCACAGACGGCAGGACAGGAGAACCUGCGGCUGAUUUUCACAGACAAGCAGCUGAACGAGGAUGCAAAACCCCUGUCUGAAUAUGGAAUCCAACACAUGUCAGUCAUUCAGCUAGUGAUCAAGGUUCCUGGAGGACUCACAGCUUGAAUCAGAACAUCUGGACAUUCUCCUGACACCAUUGCUCUCUCUCCAGUGACUCCAAUUCCUGACUGUUUACAAUUUAUGAGACUUUACUCUGUGAUUUUUUUAGCUGUUACUGUCUUUUAAGAGUUAGAUUUUUUUGAUUUUCUCUUGUGCAAUUAAAAUGAUUUCAGCCA